AUUUCGUGGUCCGCUCCUCGACACCGAUUAACAAUAAAACAUGGGAAAAUUGGAAUGGUGCAAUUAAUAUUUCACCAGAUGCCAUUUUUGAACCAUCUACACUUGAAGAACUUAUUAAUAUUGUAAAACUAGCAAAGGAAAAUAAUAAAACUAUUCGAUGUGCUGCCCAGGGGCAUAGUGUAAGUUCUUUGUCUGUCACAGAGCACUAUCUGGUGGUAGUUACAAAUUUAACUCAAGUCACAGUGCAAGAACACCCAAAAUAUGGCUGGACUGUUACUGCUGAAGCUGGUAUAUCGUUAGCGGAUCUUGAUGAAGCACUACGAAAUCAUAAUCCACCAUUAACCCUUGAAUCAGCUGUUGUCUAUAACACAGUUCGAGUAUCUGGUGUUAUAGCAACGGGAUCACAUGGUGCAACAACCAGUUCUGGUAAUAUGCCUGAUCAAAUUUGCUCGAUGAAAAUCGUCACUGGGUCUGGUGAAGUAAGUGAAUUUAGUGAAGAAAUAAACAAGUCAGAAUUUAAUGCAGCGAAAGUCAACUUAGGUUUACUUGGUAUAAUAUAUUCUGUGACUUUCCGUGUAAAACCUAUGUACAAUCUUCGUAUGAACGACGUUUAUAUUUCAGUGAACGAAUGGCUUAAACCACAUAUAAUUAAAAAUAUUGUAGAAUCAUCUGAUGGUAUUGAAAUAUUUUAUAUACCAUUCAAUGGAUUCAAUCUAAGUGAACCGAAACCUCUUGACCCUAAUAGAGAUCUAGUUUGGGUUAAGAAUUGGGUACGAACUGAUGAACCUGCGAGUUUCACACAACAGCAGAUUCAAAAAACACGUGAACUUCAAUCACAAGGUCUUAUUCAACAGUUUCAGUUCAUAAGUAGUAUUUUACAAACAUCUAAAAAAAUUCCGGAUGCCAUCGCUAUGACAUGGAGUGCUUUAAUUAAUGGUGGUAAUACUAGUUUUGUAUAUCAGGCUCCUGAUGCUAUCCAUUACGCAGCUAGCGAAGAAAGUCUCAAUCUUGAUCUAGUAGAAUAUGGAUUUAAAAUUGAUCCGGAUUUUUCCAACGUUGCUACCGAAUUUUCUUACUUAGUUCAAUCAAUUUAUGAAUUUGCAGUACAAGGAAAAUUUCCAGUAAAUUAUGUUGCAGAGUUCAGAAUCAUAAAAUCAAGUGAAGCGUUAUUAUCUAAUAAUUUUGACCAUGAUCCAGAAGCGUUGUAUUGUCAAUUAGAUGUUGUAACAGUUCGUGAUACUCCUGACUGGAAAGAAUGGGUGCAAUUAAUUGGGCAGAGACUUUUCGAUAAGUACAGAGCAAGACCUCAUUGGGCAAAAAAUUGGAACCUUCAUCCAAAUGUGAAUCUUUAUCUUUCUGAUAUCUUAUCAGAUCAAAUUAAACAAUUUGAAAAAGUGCGUGCAAAGUAUGACCCUGAUAAGAUUUUCUUUGAUAAUCAGUCAUUGCAGGAUAUAUUUAGUCGUGUUUUAGGACCACAAAAAG
Messenger RNA from Dentiscutata heterogama, 1482 nucleotides. NCBI's taxonomy places the organism in Eukaryota, Fungi, Glomeromycota, Glomeromycetes, Diversisporales, Gigasporaceae. The record is from the annotation of a GenBank genome assembly.